GAGGAGGAGGAGGAGGGAGAGAGAGAGACGGCCAGGCAGCGCAUCAAUGACAGGGACCGCACUCGGCCGAUCACCGCUCGGCCUGUUUCAUGUUUCUGGCUCCAGGCUGCGGACACACGGCUGUUCGUGAUCCGAGCUGAGGAUGUGGGAGCAGGUGUGGGUCUCCUGGUUCCCCCGCUGCCUCGUGCUCAUCGCCAGCGCUCGCACAGCAGCAUCAACAUCAUCAUCAUCAUCAUCAUUAUCAUCAUUAUCAUCGGCCGCUGGAGACCUGCGUCCGUGUGAGAAGACAGACUACUACUACCAGUACACAGAGUGUGACAGCACAGGGUCACGAUGGAGAGUUGCCAUCCCUCUCAAUCCGGGCUCCUGCUCCGACCUUCCCUCUCCGACCAGAGGGACCGACUGCUCUUUCUCCUGUCCAGCGGGGAAGUUCCUGGAGAUGUCCACCCAGCAGUGCACGCCGUGCGUGGCCGGUUCCUAUUCGCUGGGCAGCGGCCUGCGCUUCGACCAGUGGGACGCCAUCCCCGCCGGCUUCACCAGCCUCGCCAUCUUCUUCGACCCCGGGCCCAACGGAGAGGACAUCCAGGCCUGUAACAGUUCGGCCUGGACGCCGCAGGGCGUGUAUCUGGAGUCGAAUCGCGACGAGUGCACAGUGUCUCUGGUUUACGCCGUUCAUCUGGAGAAACAGGGAUCUGUUUCCUUCACGUACCAGUACCCCGACAACAACAUCUUCUUUGAAUUCUAUGUCCAGAAUGAGCAGUGCCAGGAAAUGACCCAGAAUGACGAUCAGAAGUGGAUUAAAAUCACCAACAACCAGGAAUGGAACACGCACACAGUGAACCUGAAAUCCGGUACAAACAUCCUGUACUGGAGGACCACGGGGAUUCUGGUGGGAGGGAAGAUGGUCAAACCUGUGCUGCUCAAGAACAUCCAAAUAGAAGGUGUCGCCUACACAUCGGAGUGUUUUCCCUGUCGGCCCGGAUGGUUCAGCCCGACCCCCGGCUCCUCGUCCUGCCAGCCGUGUCCCAGCAACACCUACUCCGUGAAGGGGGCGUCCUCCUGUACAGCCUGUCCCGAACACCACUACUCACACGAGGGGUGGGCUGAAUGUAAGCUGAGGCCGCCGUGCUCAGAGAAGGAUUACUUCCAGAUCCACACGGCCUGCGACAGCGAGGGGAAGACGCAGGUGUUGCAUCGUUGGGUGGAGCCGAAGAUCUGUGUGGAGAACGUGACGGGGGCGGUGGAGCUGCCGGCCACAGGCCAGAGGGAGGCGUGUCCUCCCUGCAACCCCGGCUACUACAACAGCAACGACUCCACCUGUCUGCCCUGCCCACCUGGAACCCACUCCGACGGCACCUUCGCGUGUGCCGAGUGUCCUGCAGGUACAGAGCCGGUGUUAGGUUACGAGUACAAAUGGUGGAACGUGCUGCCCUCCAACAUGAAGACGUCCUGCUUCUAUGUGGGCAACUCCAAAUGUGACGACAUGAACGGGUGGGAGGUGGCAGGAGACCACAUUCACAGUGGAGCAGGAAGCUCAGAUAACGACUAUCUCCUCCUCAGUUUGCACGUGCCCGGCUUCAAGGUCCCAGCCUCGCUCUCGGGGAUGACCGGCGGGGAAUUUGGCCGGAUAACCUUCGUGUUCGAGACCAUCUGCUCUGCCGACUGUGAGCUCUACUUCAUGAUGGAUAUGAACAGGAAGAGCACCACGGUGGUGGAGUCCUGGGAGGGCAGUAAGGGCAAACAGUCGUACUCACACAUCCUGACCAGAAAUGCCUCUGUCACAUUUACAUGGGCCUUCCAGAGGACUAACCGGGUUCUAGAUGUGCGGCGUUAUGUCAGCGACAUGGUGAAGAUCUACUCCAUCAGCGUGACAAACGUCGUGGACGGGGUGGCGUCGGCGUGUCGGGCCUGUGCUCUGGUCCCACAGAACUCGCAGCGGGCCGGCUCCUCCUGCGUUCCCUGCCCGGCCGGUUUCUACAUCGACAGAGACACCAACCGAUGCCUGGAGUGUCCGGCCAACACGCACCUGGCCGGAAGACACACCUACGGCCAGGACGCAUGUGUUUCAUGUGGACCUGGAAGCAUCAGCAACAAGGAGCAUUCCCGUUGCUAUAGCGACUGCUCUUUCACCCACACCGAGAACAACCGCACGCUGACCUUUGACCUCGGCCCCCUGACGAACGUGGCCUCUCUGACCAUCGGGCCCAGUUUCACCACCAAAGGGACGAAGUACCUCCACCUGUUCAACAUCAGCCUGUGUGGUCACGAGGGGAAGAGAGCUGCUGUCUGCACGGAUAACGUCACCGACGUGUCCAGCAAAGAGGACCAGAGCGACUCGGCUCAGUUUGUCAACUCGGUGGACAGCUUCGUCUGUCAAUCAACCAUCAUCCCGGCAGAUGGGCGGGGCUUCAGGAUGGCGAUCUCCUCCCAGUCCAUCAGCCUCGCAGACACUUUUAUCGGAGCAACAGUUGACACAGUCCUCAGCGGCGUGAACGCUAAUCCAGACCUAUUCCCAGAGAAUUCAAAGGACGUCCCCGAUAUUAACUUCUUCUACAGGUCGACGCAGGCGACGGCUUCGUGCGACCAGGGUCGUAGUUCAGUGAUCACCGUUCGCUGUAACCCAGAGAAAUCUGAACGAGGACAACUGUCUGUGCCCAGCUCCUGUCUUGCAGGAACAUGUGAUGGAUGUACAUUCCACUUCCUGUGGGAGAGCUCCAGUGCUUGUCCACUCUGCACUGAGGACGACUACCACCAGAUAGAGGGAGCAUGUAAAGGAGGCGUCCAGGUAACUCUGUAUGUGUGGAACGAGCCGAGGCUUUGCACCAAAGGUGUGUCGUUACCUGCUCGGAGCUCCGCCCCCUGCGAGGCCAUCGCCCUGUGGCUGAAGGUCGGGGUCGGAGGUGGAGCCUUCGUGGCCGUGCUGCUCAUCGCCCUCACCUGCUAUUUCUGGAAGAAAAACAAGAGGCUGGAAUACAAGUACUCUCGUCUGGUGAUGUCUGCCAACAAGGAUUGCGAGCUGCCAGCUGCAGACAGCUGUGGCCUGACCGAAGGAGAGGAGCCCGACGACGACGUGGUCUACACCCAGAAACCCACGCUGCUCGGGAAACUCCGGGCCAUCGCCAGCAAGCACGAGGAUGGAGAGAGCAGCGAGUCUGUGCAGCUGAACUCCUCCCAGUCUGACCGAUGGGUGCUGGGAUAAACGGAUGCCGUCAGAGGAAGGCCACAGGUAAAUAAAGGAGUUUCAGUCCACCUCCCUGAGACCCUUCUUCUCUGUGGGGGAACCAUCACAUGCUCCAGUUUGGGGACAAGUCUGGACCUCGGACAGUGACUUUCACUCCUCGACCUUCGAAUAGACAGGAAACACGGUCCUGCUUUAACGCCAUGGAUGAAUGAACUGGAAAACAUAUGUUUUUUUUUUGUAUAUUUUGUAUUUUUAUUUGGUAUCUUCUGUUCACAGUUGUGUAUUUAUAUCAAUGUUAUGAUGAUGAACCUUUAUUAAAGUCUUGUUUGGC
Mugil cephalus (flathead mullet) is the source of this 3512-nucleotide messenger RNA. Its product is annotated as endosome/lysosome-associated apoptosis and autophagy regulator family member 2-like. Gene Ontology annotation, biological process: positive regulation of BMP signaling pathway. Lineage: Eukaryota; Metazoa; Chordata; Actinopteri; Mugiliformes; Mugilidae. The record is from RefSeq and is a predicted model, not a curated record. The transcript is spliced from 22 exons. Bases 143 to 3199 code for a protein of 1018 amino acids.